AUGGAAAUGAUCCCCAGAGAUGCGAAUUAUAUCGAUGUCCAGGCUCAAUUUCUUCAAGGUCUUCCCUCCAUUCCAUAACCUGUUCAUGUUUCCCAACUCAUCCUCAGGCAACUUCUCCAAAACUCGUUCAUCGUCUUUCGUUUCUUCGCCCGAAGUCUUCCCAGCUUGAACACAGGCCCCAAACAAUUUCCCCAAAACGUGAGGACUCCCAGCGCCAAUGGCAUGCAGACAGUGAAUCCAAACCAGCCUCCAACUCGCAUGUUCACCUCCAGCUUCAAGCCGUCUGUUCAAGCUCCUUCUCACACCCCACCGCUCUUCCGUCCUCGCCGAAUCCAAGCUAGACUCCAACUCGUAUGCCCACCUCCAGCCUCAAAUCGUCGUUUCAACCUCACUGUCGCGCCGCAUCGCUCUUCCUUCCUCACCGAAUCCAAGCCAGACUCUCAACUCGUAUGUCCGCCUCCAGCUUCAAGCCGUUGUUUCAGGCUCACUCCCGCACGCAUCGCUCUUCCGUCCUCGCCGAAGCCAACCCAGACUCCAACUCGUAUGCCCACCUCCACCUCCAGCUUCAAGUCGUCGUUUCAGCGCCACCCUCGCACUACACCGCUCUUCCCCCCUCUCGUGUCUUCUGGACGGCUUUUGGAUGGCCGAUGUUGCCUUCAGCGCUGGAAGAGGCUAGUAGGUUAGAUGGCGCAUGCGCGACGAAGGCAGGGAGGGAUGGCUUCAGCAUAGAGGGAGCGCGGAGGGCAGCAGCAUCGUGGCGAGUAAUGCGCGCGCCAUUGUCGUGACGGUGCGCUCGUCCGGGUGGCGUUCAGUGCGGACGUCGGCCGUCGCUGUACUGUCAAUGACUAUGAAAUGCGCCCGCUCGAUCUCCGUUUCGAAGCGCCGUAGCGACAUUGCGUCGCAUCAUGUCAUUCAAGAAGGUCUAGAGCUGUUCAUCUCGUCUCUCGGAAGGUGUUCGGCGCGGAAUCCGGACAUUGCUGGUAAUGCCAUGCGCGCGCUCGAUCUCGAACUCGCGCUCGAACUUGGUUUCGAGGCGCGCUUGCAGGGAGGAUGCGGAGGUUCAAAGUCGAUGCGAGCGGUGCCAUUGCGACAUUGCG
Pseudocercospora fijiensis CIRAD86 is the source of this 1097-nucleotide messenger RNA. RefSeq lists its product as uncharacterized. The coding region runs from base 223 to 684 and encodes 153 amino acids. The record is from RefSeq and is a predicted model, not a curated record. Lineage: Eukaryota; Fungi; Ascomycota; Dothideomycetes; Mycosphaerellales; Mycosphaerellaceae. The transcript has a single exon.